This is a messenger RNA of Manduca sexta (tobacco hornworm), 438 nucleotides long. RefSeq names its product 60S ribosomal protein L37 (gene RpL37-1). The transcript is spliced from 3 exons. Gene Ontology annotation, biological process: translation. Gene Ontology annotation, molecular function: RNA binding; structural constituent of ribosome. Lineage: Eukaryota; Metazoa; Arthropoda; Insecta; Lepidoptera; Sphingidae. The record is from RefSeq and is a predicted model, not a curated record. The coding region runs from base 120 to 398 and encodes 92 amino acids. Gene Ontology annotation, cellular component: cytosolic large ribosomal subunit; ribosome.
AAAAAAAGCGAAGAGCAAUUUUUGGGGAUUUUUUAAAGAGUAUUUGAUGGUAUUACGAUUCUCACACAUGGUAACAUUGACUAAAACAGUCUUUCUUUCUGAUUGUCAAUUCUGACAAGAUGACGAAGGGUACUUCAAGCUUCGGUAAACGCCGAAACAAGACCCACACACUAUGCAGAAGAUGUGGUAGAUCCUCGUACCACAUUCAAAAAUCAAAAUGCGCGCAGUGCGGUUACCCAGCGGCCAAGUUGAGAUCAUACCACUGGUCAGUCAAGGCUAAGCGCAGGAAGACCACUGGAACCGGCCGCAUGCGUCACUUGAAGAUCGUCAGGAGGCGUUUCCGUAACGGUUUCAAGGAGGGCAAGCCUACACCCAAGAAAGCUGUGGCUUCGUCGUAAACUUACUAUCUGCUAAGUUAAUAAAAAAUUUAAAAUCCAA